Molecule: messenger RNA, 1183 nt
Organism: Meleagris gallopavo (turkey)
Lineage: Eukaryota; Metazoa; Chordata; Aves; Galliformes; Phasianidae
Source: RefSeq, a predicted model, not a curated record
AUGGCGGCGGCUCUUCAGCUCAGCAGCCUGGCAAACGCACCGCCAGCCGCUCCUCGGGCCCCGCCUCCCCACGAACGGUGCCGCCGACCCCAUCGCUCCCAUCCCAGCACGCCGCCCGCAGCCUCGGGGCUCUUCCUCACCCGGCAGAGCCAUUGCGAGCAGCGUCCUCCACGCAGCCCGGCCCGGAAACGCCGCGGCACCUCUCCCCACCGGAAGGCUUUGUCCGGAGCACAAUCGGGCCGUGCCAUUCGCGGGAAGGACGGGGGACCUCAGUACCGGGCCGGGGAGAGGCGUCCAAGAUGGCGACGGGCUGCGAGCAGUAGCGCGGAUAGGGCGGAAGUGUUGUUGCGCGUCGGUCCGGGGCGGUGUGGGUCCGCCACGACGCCCCUUCCUCAGCAUGAGCAACAUUUACAUCCAGGAGCCCCCCACAACGGCAAGGUUUUGCUGAGAACUACAGCAGGAGAUAUUGAUAUAGAAUUGUGGUCUAAAGAAGCACCAAAAGCAUGUCGAAAUUUCAUCCAGCUUUGUAUGGAAGAGUAUUACAAUAAUACAAUAUUUCACAGAGUAGUGCCGGGUUUUAUAGUGCAGGGAGGUGAUCCCACUGGUACCGGUUCAGGUGGAGAUUCAAUCUAUGGAGCUCCCUUCAAGGAUGAGUUCCAUUCACGAUUGCGAUUUAAUCGAAGAGGACUUGUUGCUAUGGCAAAUGCUGGACCCCAUGAUAAUGGCAGUCAGUUUUUCUUUACACUGGGUCGUGCAGAUGAACUUAAUAACAAGCACACAAUCUUUGGAAAGGUUACUGGAGAUACAAUAUAUAACAUGCUGCGGCUAGCUGAAGUGGAAGUUGACAAAGAGGAAAGACCACUCAGUCCACAUAAGAUAAGAAGUAGUGAGGUUUUGUUUAAUCCAUUUGAUGAUAUUGUUCCAAGACCAAAUAGAAAGCUGAAGAAGGACAAACCAGAAGAAGAAGAUAAGAAGCCCAAAGUAAAAGGCACAAAAAAUUUUAACUUACUUUCGUUUGGGGAAGAAGCUGAAGAAGAGGAGGAGGAAGUCAACAGAGUUAGUCAGAGCAUGAAGGGAAAGAGUAAAAGUAGUCAUGAUCUACUGAAGGAUGAUCCACGUUUGAGCUCAGUUCCUGCUGUCAAAAGUGAUGCAUCAAAUGAAGAGAGCUAUUUGAGUGAGGUAG